Molecule: messenger RNA, 2571 nt
Organism: Aspergillus mulundensis
Lineage: Eukaryota; Fungi; Ascomycota; Eurotiomycetes; Eurotiales; Aspergillaceae
Gene: cyc8
Product: putative transcriptional corepressor Cyc8
Exons: 6
Coding region: 1-2571 (856 amino acids)
Biological process (GO): regulation of gene expression
Molecular function (GO): chromatin DNA binding; protein binding; RNA polymerase II cis-regulatory region sequence-specific DNA binding
Source: RefSeq, a predicted model, not a curated record
AUGGCUCACACCCAGCCGUCGCCCACUGGCGGCGUCACUCCUCACCAUGGGCACCUAGCUGCUCACCCAGUGAAUGGCCAUCUGCCUUUGCAGUCGCCGGCGCAGAAGCCCCCGCCCAGCACUGCCCAGAAGAUCGCGGCUUUGAAUGAGCAGGUCUGGCUACAGAUUGGCAACUUGACUGAACUGAUGGGCGAUCUGGAUGGUGCUAUGAAUGCGUAUGAACAAGCAUUACGGCACAACCAGUGGUCUAUUCCUGCUAUGAACGCGAUCUCCUGCAUCCUUCGAACGAGAGAGCAGUUUCCUAAGGCCAUCGAAUACCUUCAGAAUAUUUUGAAACUCGAUCCUGGCAGCGGAGAAACAUGGGGAAGCUUGGGUCACUGCUAUCUCAUGAUGGAUAAUUUGCAGGAAGCAUACACGUCCUACCAACAAGCGCUUUACCACUUGCGCGACCCUAAGGAGCCCAAACUGUGGUAUGGAAUCGGUAUUCUUUACGACCGCUAUGGUUCUCUCGACCACGCGGAAGAAGCCUUCUCCCAAGUAAUGCGGAUGGCCCCCGACUUCGAGAAGGCCAAUGAGAUCUAUUUCCGCCUGGGCAUAAUUUACAAGCAGCAGCAGAAGUUCAACCAGAGUUUGGAUUGCUUCAAAUACAUUGUCAAUGAUCCCCCACGUCCUCUAACUGAGGAAGACAUCUGGUUUCAGAUCGGUCACGUGCACGAGCAGCAAAAAGACUUCGACGCUGCGCAGCAAGCUUAUAGACGCGUUCUGGACCGUGAUCCCAACCACGCGAAAGUGUUGCAGCAGCUGGGUUGGUUGUACCAUCAACAAAGCGGUAGCUUCGAGAGCCAGCAGAAAGCCAUCGAGUAUCUCGAGAAAUCAGUCAGCGCAGACAACUCGGAUGCCCAGAGUUGGUACCUCCUGGGUCGCUGCUACAUGUCGCAAGCCAAAUAUCCCAAGGCUUACGAGGCCUACCAGCAGGCAGUCUACCGUGAUGGCCGUAACCCCACCUUCUGGUGCUCGAUCGGUGUCCUGUACUACCAGAUCAACCAGUACCGCGAUGCGUUGGAUGCAUACUCGCGUGCUAUCCGCCUGAAUCCCUACAUCUCGGAGGUGUGGUAUGACCUGGGAACUCUUUACGAGUCCUGCAACAACCAGAUCGCUGAUGCGCUUGAUGCAUACGGCCGUGCCGCUGACUUGGAUCCCACCAACGUCCACAUCAAGGCUCGCCUGCAACUUCUGCAAAGCCAGCUCUCAGGCUCCGGCCAAACCAACGGUCCCGCCCCACAGCCCCAGGACGUCCACCCUCAGGCUUACCAGGCUCCCGGUGUUGGUGCCCCGCCUGCACCUCAGUGGGGAGCUCCUGCUCCGACAGGAGGACCGCCUGCUCAGGCCCCUGCUCCUCCUCAGCAAAUUGAUGCCUGGAACCGCAACAUCAACGACCUUCGAUCCCAGGCCCAAGCGCCCGUCGCAAACGGCUUCGAUCCUCGCGACGGACCCCGCCCCGGUGCUAUCCAGCAACCUAGUCCUCGUCAAGAACCAGGCCGAGGCUUGCCCGAUGGCGCGCGUCCGCUCGGUGUGCGGUCGCCCAAACCUGGUCUUGCUGUCUAUCCUCCUGGUCAUGCUCUCCCCCAGCUCGCCAAUGCUCCUCCACCGGCUGCUGAUCGUGCCCCUAGCGGUGCUGGCUUCGCUUCCGCUCCCCGUGGUGCCUUGCCUCCCGGUGCUGCUCCAGCUGGUCCGGCUCCUAAUGGUGCGCCUGGCUCUGCCGGCCCUAUGCCUCCAUACCACCGUCCUUUCACACCACCCACAGAAAUCAGACCAAUUCGUGACGAGCGGCCCUCUUCUCCUGGAUCUACAUACCCUCACCAGAACUACCACCACGGACCCAGUGUGGCAGUUCAGAGCUCUAAUAGCGCGGGCAUCGCGGGCAUCGCGGGCGGCGCACCUGCGCCAGCCUCUGCUAUCUCUGCUGCUGAGGCGGCUGCGCGUGACCGUGAAGACCGUCCUGGCUCGGCCAUGAAGCGUGGACGGGAAUGGGAAGCUGAUUCCGGUCCUGUCAAGAAGAUUGCAAGUGAGGAAAAUCGGUCGAGACUCGAGGAGCAGAUCGGGCGCCGCGUUCCAUCCCCUACUCGCUUGCCCUCGCCUGGCGAGAUGCAGCGCCGCAGCUCUUCUGAAAUUCGUCGUGAGGACCAGCGCCGGGCAAAUGAAGGCUACCAUCCCUCCGAAGCAGCUCAUCACCCGCAAACGCUGCCUUCAAUUCAGCACAUGCCGCAACAUGCUUCCGGUGGCAGCCUUCCGCCAAUGGCCGAGACCGCCCCCACACCGGCCAAUGGAUCCGCCACUGUUCCUCCUACUACGCAAGUCCAGGUCCAAGUUCCUGUCAAGGAAGAGCAUGCUCGGGCCGAACAAGCUCCAAUUCACGAGCCCGCGGCCCGCAAGAUGGAGGUCGAUGAGGAUUACGAUGACGAUGGUGAUGAUGAGAAAAAGGCUGCUGUGAAGGGUAGCCCUCAUGGUAGCGGGACAGGCAGCGCCAAUGGUAACAGUAACGGCGUUGGCAAGUCGGAAGCCGCCGCCUAA